This is a messenger RNA of Purpureocillium lilacinum, 402 nucleotides long. The record is from RefSeq and is a predicted model, not a curated record. Lineage: Eukaryota; Fungi; Ascomycota; Sordariomycetes; Hypocreales; Ophiocordycipitaceae.
AUGGCUUCGCCGUCGUGGCACGAUCGGCGUCUGGAUGAACUCAUGACCCAAUAUGGAGCAGUACCUCCCCCUUGGUUCGAAUACCCAGACACUCAUCCAUAUGACAUUGUGUGGCGGAUGGGCGACGGCGAGUCUUAUAUAGAGCUAUUUUACACAUGGUGGAAUCUUGAAAAGGAGGUUUGGGUUGAAGUGCGACGAAUUGAGUACUUUCGUCGCUGGCCCCCUCCCCCUCGAUGGUUGAAGCACAUGAUCGACUGUGUUUGGGACAUUCGGCAUGACACGUUCGAGGAUGAAGAGCUGUUCGAUUAUAAACCCUACUUUGCCCGCACGAGUGAGCUAGGGUUUGGAUCGUUGGACGAUUAUGAACGAGACCUCGCAGAGUUUGGGCAAGAAGAUGCAUAA